ACAUGACACAAUAAUUUUGAAAAAUCAAAACAAAAUUUUGAAUGUGAAAUUUGAAUUUUGAUAAUUUGCGAUUUUUGCCAAUUAAGUUAUUGGAAAAUUUUGCAGUACUUAAUUAUAAAGUUUAUUGGUAACAAAACAAUAUGCGGUGCUUGUUUAUUACAUAUUCUAAAUCAAAGUAAAUGUGCAAUGUGCAUUACAAAAUAACAUCCGGUUCAGUCCGUUCAGGUUAUCGCGGCCCAAGUCCCAACUCUACCAUCGUUCAAGAGAACUAGUCCCCAGCCAAUGUAAAAUAAAUUAAAAAAGAAAAACAAUCUAAAUCCCAAAAUGGCUGAGGAUACGAAAAUAAGUAAUGGCAAGUCAUCAGCAGAAAAGAAGGGAUUGGGAAACGAUCAUAUUCUAACGGUUCUACUCAUUACUAUUGUGAUACCUUUAUCAAUGUCAAUGUGGAUAAUUAAUCUAGUUUAUUCCAAACUGAUAUUAAAUACCGAAGGAUUUGAUGAGCCAGUAGUAAUAGAACCUACAAGGUGGUUAACUUCCUGCCUCUUACCUAUCACAGUAGCUAUAUACGGAUACCGAAAGAAGAGCCUUAACAUAAGUGGGGCACUGCUUGGACUAGUUGUAGCAUUUGUACUUACACUCGCCAACUACUGUUUUCUGAUAGACUUGCUAGUUUUCUUCCUAUCUUCUUCUAAAGCUACAAGAUUUAAACCACAUUUAAAAAGAAAGAUUGAAGAGGACUUUAAGGAAGGUGGUCAAAGAAAUUGGAUUCAAGUUCUUUGCAAUGGAGGCAUGGCUACUCAACUAGGGCUACUGUACUUGUUAGAUGUAGGAUCUUCUGAGAGGCCAAUUAACUUUGUGAAUGAUUACAGAGCAUCCUGGCUCAGUAUUGGGGUUCUUGGUGUGUUUGCAUGUUGCAACGGUGACACAUGGGCCUCAGAACUAGGCACUGUCUUAAGUAAAUCUGAUCCAUACUUAAUAACAACAUGGAAAAAAGUGCCUAAAGGAACAAACGGAGGGGUCAGUGCUAUUGGCACCUUAGUCAGCACUUUAGGAGGUUUUGUCAUUGGCCUGGCUCAUUACUUAACAAUUUUAUAUUUUGCUGACCGAUCGUUGCUUAUGUAUGCACCUCCACAGUGGCCUAUUGUUUUAUAUGGAGCAUUAGCAGGCCUUAUUGGAAGUCUUAUUGAUUCAUUAUUAGGUGCAACUUUGCAAUAUUCAGGUGUUGAUAAAGAUGGAAAGAUAGUCUCACAUUCCAGCUUAAGUGUAAAGCAUAUAAGUGGAAGCAACAUUCUGGAUAAUCAUAGUGUCAACCUGUUAUCAACAAUUAUAAUGGGAUUACUUUUGCCGACAAUUAUCAAAAAUUUGUAACAGUUAUAAAUUUUAAUUUAUGUUCUUUUGUUAUAAUUUAUUUUAUCAAGAAAAGGUUUAUACUUAAUGUUAAUAAUAUGGAUGAAUGAACUAGUAAGUUGCUUAAAUAUUAUUUAUGAGUAGGUAUAUUAUUAUAUUAUAAUACAAAAUAUUAAUAUUCUAUUU
Messenger RNA from Maniola jurtina (meadow brown), 1533 nucleotides. Its product is annotated as transmembrane protein 19. Bases 325 to 1368 code for a protein of 347 amino acids. Gene Ontology annotation, cellular component: membrane. NCBI's taxonomy places the organism in Eukaryota, Metazoa, Arthropoda, Insecta, Lepidoptera, Nymphalidae. The record is from RefSeq and is a predicted model, not a curated record. The transcript is spliced from 5 exons.